Messenger RNA from Notechis scutatus (mainland tiger snake), 670 nucleotides. The record is from RefSeq and is a predicted model, not a curated record. NCBI's taxonomy places the organism in Eukaryota, Metazoa, Chordata, Lepidosauria, Squamata, Elapidae.
CUUAAAGUUACCAAGGUUGGAGACCCCUGUCUUAAGACAUCUAAAAGUUAAUACUGGAUCAGAAAAAGGAAAGCUGAAAACUAGUUUGGCAAAUCCUAAGACUGAACAUUUGGCUUUUGCUGGAGGGUGGGUGACUCAGGACCCUCCCUUUGGGUUGCAGCCACGGGGCAGGCGCAAGUCAAAGUCCCGGAUCACAGUGGAUCGAGUGAUAUGUCUGACGGUGGAACAGAAAUGUGACCUGGUGCAGCGGGACUUGGACGAGACCAAGGAAGAGCUGCAGCUGAUGAAGGAAAAUUCGGAAAGGAGCUUGCAGAAUUACCUGGCUAUCCUAGAGGAAGCAGAUAUUCGCUUGGUUGAAAUUAAGAGAGCUAUGAUAGAGUUUGACAAAGACAUAGUGAAAACCAUCACUAAGAAGAAAGGGAGCGUCAUUGCCUCUGACAAGGUGCUGCGGUACAUGGAGGACCGGAUUCGCUCUAGGGAUGUUAUGAAAGAAAAAAUUCAUUUGAAAAACGAUUCCCUAAAAGUCCAGAAGCAGAAGAUGCAGAUGCAACUCAAGCAGGUACAGACCUUUUGUCAGCCCAUUCCUGACAAUGCCGGCAAAGGCGCUUUUAAUUUUUAUAUAUAUAAUGUAGAAACAAUAAAAACCUACAAAGCAUCACAUGCGCAGUAG